Messenger RNA from Heterobilharzia americana, 2308 nucleotides. NCBI's taxonomy places the organism in Eukaryota, Metazoa, Platyhelminthes, Trematoda, Strigeidida, Schistosomatidae. The record is from the annotation of a GenBank genome assembly.
GCGCGAUUUCCAAAGUUGUUUCUCCGGCAACCUUGUACGGUGUAUCAGUUAUCAGUUAAUACUAAGUGUAAGUACAUCGUAUGCGCUUGCUGAGUUGUGUGCUCACGUUUCUCUCUCCCUCUUUUCCCUUUCAGAUUCUGAUCACUAAACUCACAAACCUCUCUGAAACAGCGUACCACCCACCUACAGUCAAGACAAAAACCUAUCAACAACUGUUCGUUUGCUUUCUGUGUGUGCGUUGUCAUCAGUGUUGAUGUGCUUUCGUCAUUUCGAACCCAUUGACAUCUGUUUUGUUGCUAAGUUCCCUGAAUAACUUGGGAGUCUGUGGCAAGCAACAAUGAAACUGGCUUUUGUAACCGGGUCUAAUAAAGGUAUUGGAUAUAGUAUUGUUGAGAAGCUUGCAAAAUUUUAUGGGACGUCAGGAGAAUGGGACAUUUAUUUAACAGCUCGGAACGUUGAUCUUGGUCUUCAGGCUGUGAAAAAACUGGCAGAUGAAGGACUUGAUGUCAAAUUUCACCAAUUAGAUAUAACAGAUCCUAACAGUCGAAAAGCAUUUCUGUCAUUUGUGCAGAAGAAUUAUCCUGGUGGGAUAAACAUUUGUGUGAAUAAUGCUGGCAUAGCUUAUAAAGUGGAUUCUCCAGCUCCAUUUGGUGAGCAAGCCAAAGUUACGGUGAACACCAAUUUCACUUCAACCGUUGAUUUUAUUGAGGAGUUCAUUCCCUUGUUAGCUGAAAAUGCUAGGGUUGUCAAUGUAUCUAGUUCUGUGUCUUUGUCCAGUCUGAAGAAAUUAAGCAACGAAUUGUACGAGAAAAUCGUUGGGCCUAUGAAUCUUUCAGAGCUGAGAACACUAAUGUUGGAAUUUGUUAAGUGCGCUGAAGAUGGGACUCAUUCCGCUAAGGGUUGGCCAUCUACUGCAUAUGGUGUUUCCAAAAUAGGCCUUACCAAGGCUUCUUUCAUUUUCGGUGACAUGUUAAAAGAUGACUGUAGAAAAAUUAUCAUGAAUUCGUGUUGCCCGGGUUAUGUUGAUACUGAUAUGACUAGUCAUAAAGGAGUGAAGACUACCGAUGAAGGCGCUGAUACACCGUUUUACUUGGCCACAUUACCGAUUGGAUCGAAGGAGCCAAUUAAUCAAUUUGUUUAUGAAAGGAAAGUGGUUGAUUGGCACAAGUGAUGCUUUAAGGAGUCUACUUUCUCAUGUCUAUUUAACUCAGGGAUAUUUAUACAACUUCGUUGCUAUGUUAUCUUGAUUUGUGUCAGUUAGUCAGUCAGUCGAUUGUUUGUUUGUUUUUUCACUGAGUGAUGUUGUUGUAUUUCUUUUUAAUAAAUCAUUUCAUAUUGAAGAUAACGCAUGGAUUGUGUUAUUGAUGUGGAUUGUGUUGUGUAUCAGUUCAGUGUGUUCCCACAGUUAUAGGUGGGGAGGGGGGUUGCCGGAUGUAAGUGUAAAAUUCUCCAAUCACUACUUCUGUGGUAUUUGUAGUACUCCAGUGAAUUAGACUUAUUAGUCAAUAGUUGAAGAAUAUUUUUCUCAGCUUAAGUGAAUCGAUUUCAUUUUGCCAUGGAAAUUGUGCUAACUUCAUUUUGGGCUGAAUGAGAAGUGUAAGAUUAUCUAUUGUUUCAUUGGCCCUCCAUUGCUUGAAGGGUUUUAUGGUAGUGUCUCUGACUGAAAGAUGUGUCGAUUAAGUAUAUCACUUUGUUGAAGGUUGUUUACUCGAACACCUAUUGGCGUGUUAGAGCCUAUGUGUUGUCCAUUAAGGAUAUCCAUCGAUUCUGUCAAUUAACAAGAACAAGGCGUGUAUCAGCGAAGAAAUAUUUCUUUUCAAUGACUUCUUUAUCACACAUUGCAAACACUCUCAAACCGCCAUUCAACACGUCCUGAAGACAGUAUCGUGUCAGUGUCUUCACCUUACACGAAUAUAUCAGCUGCAUACUGUAGGUGUACCAAAGAUAUUCUCAUGUGAUAAGAUCGAUAUGCACGAAGUCAGACUACAACACGGAGACAAACAUAACUACGUCUAUGAUAAAGUUGAAUAAGUAUUGACAGAAUCUGACGAAAUAUACCCAUUUAUUCAUUAACAAGAACAAGGCAUUCCUUUUCAAGGACUUCAUUAUCAAGCUGUACAGCAGUCGUAUUUACACUGAGUAAAGUGACAGAUAAUUGCACUAAAAAGGGAGUUGCUCAGUCAAUAUGCAAAAUAUACAAUCAGUGAAGGGGUGGUGGUAUUUGUUCAAGUGGAAGAGAUAGAAAAUGGGUCACUGCGAAUAAGGAGGAACGAAUUGAUAACAAGUGGUGAGAUAAGCGACAAGUGUU